AUGGCCCAACAGAUCAAAGUUCUUGUCACCGGAUCAGCCAAUGGAAAGCAUGCAGAACUUUUUGGCAAAAUCAAGACGUUGCACGAAAAGUACGGCCCAUUCGACGUCGUGUUGAGUACAGGCAACUUUUUCUCAGAGGAUCCCAACGCCGAUCUUGGCGAUCUCUUUGGCAACAAGAUUGACGUUCCCGUGAUUACAUACUUUAUUACUGGAGACCGUCCACUUCCUCCUACUGUCGCAUCUCAUAUUGAAGCCAAUGAUGGUGAAGUCUGUGCCAACUUGUAUCAUUUGGGAAAUCGUGGCAAGCUUCAGACUGCCAGCAAGCUCGAGAUUGCCUUUUUAUCCGGUGUUGAGGAAGGAGGUGAUGGUGUCAUGACAUUUACUCAAGCGGAUGAGGAAGCAUUACGCAACACACCUAUGCCAGCCAUGUCGAAUCCUGGUGUGGAUAUCUUGUUGACGCAUCAAUGGGCAGAAGGCAUCGAGAGAGCAAGCGACAAUUGCAAGGUUACACCUGCGCAUGCAUCAUCCGCUAUUGCACGCGUGACAGCUGCAUUGAAACCAAGAUACCAUUUCGCUGCCGCUGAGGGCAAGUUUAUGGAGCGUGAACCCUACAACAACAUUACUGGUUUUGGUCCUCCAGAUGAACGUGCUGCUGAACAUGUCACUCGCUUUGUGGGAUUGGGUGAUGCUCUUAAUGCGGACAAGCAAAGAUGGUUCUACGCAUUCAGUUUACAACCUUUGAAGCAAAUGGAUCCACAAGAAUUGAGCAACAAGCCAGCCAACACCACCGAGUGCCCAUUCUCUGAGAAGGCUGCUGCUAGUGCUGCUGCUGCUGGACAUAAGCGAUCAUUGGAUGCUGCUAACGAGGGUGGCAACUUUUUCUGGGGUGGUCAACAAGAGCAACCUACUAAGCGUCAAGCUCUACCAGGCAGCGAUGAAAAGUGCACAAAGUGUGGUGAACAAGGGCACCCUGCACAAUACUGUCCAACCAAGCUCCGUGAAGGUUAUAUUUGCAACAAGUGCAAGCAGCCUGGUCACUUUAUUCAAAUGUGUCCUUAUCGUAUGCCAAGUAUACCCGAUGGAUAUGUAUGCAACAUCUGCAAUGAGCCUGGCCAUUUGAAGCGAGAUUGUCCCAAGGGUAAAAGAGCACCUCCUACUGCUGAGGAAAUGGCUGAAAAGCUGAAAUCAUGCUGGUUUUGUCUCUCGAAUCCCGAUUUGGAAAAGCAUCUUAUUGUAUCCAUCGGCAGUGAAAUGUAUGCCACGCUUGCCAAGGGUCCAGUUACCUCAUCUUCCGAUGCCAACAGUAUCCCUGGUGGUGGUCACGUGUUGUUGAUCCCAAUCACGCAUUAUCCAACGCUACGCCAAAUUCCUGAUGAAGCACGACCCAAUGUGAUGAAUGAAAUCCAAAAGUACACGGAUGCCUUGAAAAGGUUCUAUGCUGAGCAUGGGCACGACAUGGUGGUGUUUGAAGUCUCUCGACAAUCCCUGCAUAACAUCGGGCAUGCUCAUCUCCAAAUUGUCCCGAUACCCCAUGAUAAGAGUGAUUUGCUCGAACAGACAAUCAGGGAUGAAGCUCAAAACCAAGGUGUCCAAUUCAUGGAGAGGCUACCGAAAAAUCCAGACGCCAAUUUCUUCAAAAUCGAUUUACCCAGUGGCAAGUCACUUGUACAUAUCAUUAGACCUCGAGAACGCUUCAACCUUCAAUUUGGUCGACUCGUUGUUGCGAAGUUGCUUGGACAUCCAGAGCGAGAGGAUUGGAAAACAUGUGCUCAAUCUCAACAAGAAGAACGGGAUGAUGCAAACGCAUUCAAAGAAGCCUUCAAGACUUUUGAUCCAUCCAUGUAA
Lichtheimia ornata is the source of this 1845-nucleotide messenger RNA. RefSeq lists its product as uncharacterized. The coding region runs from base 1 to 1845 and encodes 614 amino acids. Gene Ontology annotation, biological process: mRNA splicing, via spliceosome. Gene Ontology annotation, cellular component: post-mRNA release spliceosomal complex. Gene Ontology annotation, molecular function: RNA lariat debranching enzyme activator activity; catalytic activity; zinc ion binding. The record is from RefSeq and is a predicted model, not a curated record. Lineage: Eukaryota; Fungi; Mucoromycota; Mucoromycetes; Mucorales; Lichtheimiaceae. The transcript has 7 exons.